This is a messenger RNA of Zeugodacus cucurbitae (melon fly), 997 nucleotides long. RefSeq lists its product as uncharacterized. The coding region runs from base 93 to 842 and encodes 249 amino acids. The transcript has 2 exons. NCBI's taxonomy places the organism in Eukaryota, Metazoa, Arthropoda, Insecta, Diptera, Tephritidae. The record is from RefSeq and is a predicted model, not a curated record.
UCAGUUUCUCUAUAAAUUAGAAACGCGACAUACACCAGUCAACAGUUGUCAAGCGAAUGUGUACGAGUCAGUCCAAGUUCUAAGCUGAAAAAAUGGUGCUGAAGCAAGUAACCGUCUGCGUAAUAUUGUUGUAUUUGCUGUGUGCGCGUGCCGAAGCACAGCCCAUCGACAAUGAUUUGCAAAAAAUUAAUCAAGAAUUGGAUAAACUCAUACUCAAAUAUGAAUUGGGUUCCCCGUCAACGGAGGAUGAAAAAGAAUUAAAAAAAGAAGUGGGUAAUUUACAGACAGCCAGGAAUCUAGAGGAUGGUGGCAAUGAAGAAGAAAAGCGAAAAUCCCUUAGUGCAAAAAGUGAAGCUAUAAAAGCAUUCGAGUACUAUCUAAGCCGCAGAGAAGACUUAAAAGCAACGAUUUCUAGACUCUUAUCAUUGGCUGAGAACUUAAACGAUAGUUUGACUGCCAAUAACUUGAAGAGCGCUCUGAACCAUGGGAAUGGUUAUAAAGAGUUCGCCAUAAUGAAUGCUUUAGAACGCUUGACUGCCGUACAGAGUAACCCGACUAUUCCAAAUGAUCCGAAUCAAUAUCCGAAUCUAAAUCCGAAUCUAUAUCCGAACAGGCCAAAUGAUUUAAGUAGUUUGCUCGACAUUUUGUCAAAAUUCAUAGGACCUGGCGGCCAAUUGUUUUCACCUAAUGUUUAUAAUCAAAUAACUUGGGAUCCGUCGAAGAACAACGAUUUAAAUGACCAACUAAGAGAUUUGAUAAAGAAGUUAAACAAAAAGCUUGAUUCGUUUAAAAACCAGGAUAAUGAAGACUGGUCUGAGUGGUUUGAAUGGUUCGAUGAAUAAUGUGAAAAUGAAGUAACAGUUUUUGGUGAAUGCACGUGUAAGGUAACGCUCUCUUUGUACAACGAAUGCCAUCUUUUUGUUUUUGUUUACAUUCAAAUAUUUAAUCAACUAUACUAUUAUAUAUAUAUAUAUGAUACAAUAAUAAUAAAGCAAUU